Molecule: messenger RNA, 18887 nt
Organism: Xyrichtys novacula (pearly razorfish)
Lineage: Eukaryota; Metazoa; Chordata; Actinopteri; Labriformes; Labridae
Source: the annotation of a GenBank genome assembly
GUUUCACACCUGAUACAGUCAGAGAAUCUUUGCUAGAGCAUACGUUUUGCUGUCACUUAAUACGUUUUCUGACUGUUCACCUCGAUCAGGGGUGUCCAACCUUUUUAUCAUCGAGAUCCACUUUCCACAUUAGUCAAGAUCUAGCAGUCCAGUUUCAGCAUUGUAAACACAAACACACACACUGAUGUACUCACACAGUGCUUGUGCCAGUCUGCCUUGAGAGCCAUAGGCGCUACUAAUAGUCAACCUCAGUGUUUAAUAUUAACCCAACAAAUAGAGAAGUAAACUAGAUACAUACAGGCCUAGUGAGAGCAGAUCUCUAACAAACAAAUGCAGGUCUCUACCCUGGUGGGAUCUCUGAGACACUGGCACUCAACAAACACUUGGUUACCCAGCUGUCCUUCAAAGACCUCCUGUGUUCAGGCAUAAAAACACAAUGCAGUGGUGGCAAGACAUCUUCAACCCUAGUGUGAGGCCUGCUGAAAACUGACUGCUGUGUUGCUAACUGGCUCUACACCUCCCACACUUUCUGGGUUCGAUGUCUGGGUUCCCACAUUGCCUGUCUUUGGCUAGGCCACACUUGCACUGCAGCUAAGAUGGAUGGACUUCAAAUAAGAGCAAACAAAGAAGGUCACAUACCUAGAGUGCCGCUCCAAUAUGAUAUGUAACCAACAGAAAAACUGUGAUCUGUUGAAACCUGUUUUGUUUUCUUCUGUGAUGAACUGAAGCAACAUCUUGUAAGAAGGCAGAUGAAAUUAAAGACAGGGAAACGCCGGCACUGAUGCUACAAUAAAGACUGAAAAACAAUUUUGAAUUGUCUCUACAUUCCUCACAUUUGAUCUGAAAUCAGUCUCCUGAUGGUUAUUGGGCAUGGCCUCGGUGCACUGAGCCAGUACGCCACAAGUUUUAUCAUUCAGAUUUUUCUGGGUGGUCAAUAACCCAAUUUUUCAGUGAUGUGAAAACCUCAGAAGACACUUUACCCCCAACCACUUUAAACAGACUGUUGACUGUUAAUUUAACCUGCAAGUAGGCUAAUAGGAAAGCCCUUGCUGUGGAGGCACUUUCAGCAGUCAAAUCUGUGGGCGUAUUACUCACCGAUUUGCAAUAAUGAUGCCAUUCUACAUAAUUUAGAAUGACCAAUCAUUGCCAUGGCAACCACAUCCAAUAAGUGCAUGGGGAAAUCAGUUUAGAGUUGAUCCCAAUCAGUGGUCACUGUCAUCCACAGAUAAGGUUUACCUGGCUGUAUCAUCUGUCGAGAGACAACAGUCUGCCACGUUUGCUUUAGAUAUGAUGAAUUUAACUGAAAGGAACAUCAUUAACACUAAAUAUACAAGCUCGAUUCCAUGAAUUUUGUCAUUGUCGUUAUGGUAAUAACAUUGCUAAUGAUUUGCUGUAUCAUGCAAGCAUUAACACUAGUUGCCGUGGAUUUGAUCUGGUUAUUGUAAUAUGAAGAAUGACAUCAUGAUGGCCAAACCAUGGGUACAAAUUUGUAAUCCCCGCGCACCAUUUGUUAAUCCAUGAGUAAAGUUUGUAAUCCUUGGGUAUUGUUUGUUAAUUCGUGGGCAUGGAUCCACGCAUUGUUCCCUUCACCUGGCACCUGGGGGGCUCCGUAGAGUUCUGUCUCAGUCUGAAAGGAUCUGAUUUUUUCAUGCCUGCAUUCUACAUAAGUUCCCCACAUGAGUAUAGCAAGUGGCACUAUAAGGGCUCCAUCUAAAGUUUGAGUAGAGGUAACUGAUUAAAAUUUGUUUGGCAGUAGUUGGGUUCAAAAGAGGCUCUUAAAAAACCAUAUGGUACAUCUGACAGGAAACCCUCUGAAUUAGGAGGAAUGAAUUAGGAAAAAUACAAUUUUUGCCAUUUUCUGUUGUCUUGCUUGGAUUACAAGGUGCCCCUCACAGAGCAAAGCCCCCAAUCUCAGCAAAUCUCCACGCCACCCCUGGAUGUUGUUGAGUCUACGCUGUUGCACAAAAACUGCGAGCACACCGGGAUGCGAGGUGAGCCCACUUGGCCCGUGAGAUUAGAGAUUGAGUUAAUCGACCGGCGUAAACCAUCCACGGUAGGAGUUGAUCCCAUCCGCUUUGCUCUGCGCUGAUUGGUGGCUGGGAGCUGGAAAAGCCCGUUUAUUCCACCCAUCAACACUACUCCUCCCCUUCGCACGCGCGUGCCCAAAAACUACAAAUGGAGAUGCUGAGCGGUUUGAGUUGUGAGAAAAGUUGUGGAUGACCUAUUUCUUAUCCCAGACGAACCGAGCACAGAGGGAAGUAAUUUCUCAUGACAUUAAUGGCGGAGGAGGACCUGUUAGUGGAGAAACCUCAAAAGCUCAGCUCGGUGAGUUCUGAUCUGGGAGCAGAUAUUUUUAAUGUAGCCGAGAUUAAUACUGAACUUCAUCUCUCUCUGCGCACUUUAUUUAUUUAUUUAUUUAUUUUCCUUUUGCAAUCACUGUGGUCUGGUACUGAAUUUAAACCAUCAUUGUCUUUGGUGCAGAUUAAUGAGUACAGUAAUAUCAGGCAGCUUUCAUACAAGAACGUCCGCAUCAAGGUCAGGAUCACAUGUCAGACCAGAUGCUGCAUAUAAAUUUGUGAACUGGUUUACACUCUUGCAGUGAGAUUUCACCACGGCGCCAGUAUUAAUCCUAAUCGGCUUGAUAUCUUAAUAAAAGUCACACAAAAAAGCAAGAGAAAAAUCCAAAACUUGUCAAACAUAGUUUCUUAAAGCUCCGGCUAAAGUCAUGCAACAUGAGAGGAGCUGCACAUGUGAUAAUGGACCGAAAUAAAUGCAGACUGGGCACCAUUGUCUUCUGUAAGCUUCUUUCACGAGUAGUUCUCUAACUGUUUCUAAUAGGCUAUAACAGAUCAAAUUGGGUCUCUUUGGAGCAUCUAUGCAGUUAUUGUUCAGUCAGGGCAGAGACAUCCUCCACCUCCUCCUCUGGGUGCUCUCUGUGACACCAACAUCCUGCAUGUUGAAGGGGUCCUUUGGCUCCCUGAGGAGAUUUUUAAAACACUUAUUUUUGCUCAUGAAGCCCAGAAAAAAAAUUGGUGUGGUAAUGUGCAGUGUUGUAUUACGAUCAAUUUUGAGGCUACCACUUUUUCUCUGUUUAAAAAUAGAUUGUAAUCUCAUUGACAUCCUACCUCAGAGGUCAAUUAGUGCGCCCAAAUUUAGACUUUGAGCAAAGAGGAUGGCUUGAAAUCAUUUCCUCCAGAAAUAGUCACUUUUGGUGGUACAUACCUUGAUUGUCUCAUGCAAACAUUAUUUUUAAAUGACUUUUUUUAACUGCAAGUCCAGUUUCUCACUAAAUCUGCCAAUUAGAUUCUUUUCAGUCUUUUCAAAGAGCCUAAUCCAAAGCUACGUGGCACAGUAAACAGGCCCUGAAUCCAAAAGCUGGUUUGUUUCACAUCUUCUGAUUAAAUCAUGUGCUACUUUUCCCCAGUUCAGCUCUACUGGACAAUACACAGCUCAAAGGCAACAAAUUCACCAAUAACGAUGCCGAUUAAUCUUGGUGCAUAUGGAGCUAAUUUGUUCACUAAGUUGUCUGCAAUGCCUGUUUCAUGAAGUUUUGAAGGAUUUUUUAACUUAAAUGUUUAAAAAUAUAUAUAUAUAUAAAAACAAGAGACCUUCAUUUAUAUUAAUCCCAUAGCCUUAAACUUUGAAACAGGACUUUUGACUAUAAAGCUGCUUACUGUGUUUGCGUACAUUAAAGGUAUUUGCUUACACUGCAGCUGUGUUUGAAUCAUACAAGACAUGUUUUUUAAAAGUUGGCAUUGUAAAGUAACAUGUUAGGCUAAGUUAAAACUUGGGCCUUCACAAUAUACCAGUACUUUAAUAACCACCAAAAAGAAAAAGAAAAUGACAAAAUAUUGAUAUUACGCUAAAAAUUAGUACACAGUAAUACAGUGAUGUUACAGUGGUGGUUCUGUAUAUUGGUUGCCACACAUCCUACAACAGAGAAGUGACAAAGACAAAGCAGCAGCUGCUAGUGAUGUAGCUGUAGCAGCCCUAUGAAAGACCAUAGACACUUUUAAAAUCUGAAAUUUGAAGAUUGAUUGUGAAUCCAAAAACAAGUGCCUUUUAAGUGUACUAAUGAAUUUUCAGCUAUUGUUCCACCCUUGUGCAUUUCCUCAGAUUGAAGUUUUCAAAAACAUCACAAUAAUAAUGUGAAAAUCUCUGUAAAUGUUGACUUUUGUGUGUACAGUUUCGCUUUGCUUUGAGUGUUUUUUUUACAUUCUUUUCUAUGUUUUCUCCAGUAUCUAACAAGGUCACUGCUGGCAGUGGCUUUUCUGGCUUCGUUUGGAAGCUCCAUGCUCUACGGCUACAAUUUGGCAGUCGUCAACUCUCCAGCACAGGUUUGUGAUACAUCUGCUUAAGUAACACUGAAGAUCAUCAUGUCAAUGCUGCGGCCUUAAUUACAAUACUGUCUAAAACGCUCUGACUCUUGCCAGGGUAAAUGAUUCUUGCUUUAUCUGAAGGGGUUCUCCUCAUAGGUGAGUUCUGGGUGUCAGUAGAGAGAGUAAAGGUCUGGUUGUCUUUUAUGGUCACGUGAAAUCAUGUGAGUUUGUGUGUCAAAUUUCGAGGCUUCUGUGUGUCUCGCCAUGUUAUUGAUAAUCUUGAAUUUUAUCCAUCAUGUGCUCAAUGUUCAGUUCCUAUGCUGAUAAGAUGAUUUGAUGAUUCGCCCUGGUGCUGUGACUGAACUGUAAAACCAUUCCUGUUAGCCAUGGGCCAUCCCACACUGAAGCACGUUAGCAACAGCUCUCCAUCUCAUAGGUGUCGCCUCGUGUUUCUCAGGACAGAGUUGCGUGGGGAGGGUGAACCCUGCUGCUUUGGGUUCACUCCAAACAUGAUGGAUCCCUUUUGAAUUUGUUUGAAUCCCACUCAUCAAACUCUAUUUAGGACGGUGAAGACAGUUGCUUUUGAUUCAAAGAACAUGAAACUCUUUAAAAUUUGAUACGUGGCUUAAAAAGUAAGACAAACUCAUGCAAUUAUGUUUCUGUGGAAAAGUUAUACAGAAAAUAAACACUGAUGUCUGAGCAUUCAACACAAAGGUACCCCAAGGAGUUAAGUUCAACUUUAAACAUACACCUUCAAAGCUUGUGUAUAAUCUCUUGCAUUUAAUUUGAACACACUGAAAUGCAAAAAUGACUUUGAAAUCUUUUUCAAAGGCUAACCACACUCUACAGUCGUUUCCUGGCUUUGUUAAGCCUCUGCUCCCACCACCAAGCUAACCAAUCUCCCAACAGUAUCAUCAUUUCAGACAGAUAUCGCUGGUGUUAAUCUUCUUAUUUUACAUCCAGCCGUAGGUCUACAGGAACUUUUUAGACUGCCAUGGCAGCAGAAACUUUUUGUGUUACCUGUAUCGUCAUCUUUCGAAUUUGUAUGGAAUAUUUUUGGCAACAGCUGAAAAUGUAAAAUUCUUAUCCAGGCAUAUCAUCAUGCUUCUAAUGUAAGUCAGUAUUCUCAUGGGUUAGCCUAAAUUGUAGCCUACUACUCUGACUAAUUUCAACCUUAAUGGUGUGGCAUUUUUAAAAAGUUGUUUCAAACCACCGAAAAGUUCAAUUAUGGACAAUAGCCCAGUCUCACACAUUUCCAGAUGGUCUCUAAUGUGGUGAGGUGAAUCCUUUAUACAUGUGACCUUUUGUAGGACAUAAAGCUGACUACUGUGUGUCAUCUGACAUCAGUUAUCAAAAUGGGCUCUAAAUCAGAUUUUAGGUGUGAAGGGAGGUCAGCUGGCUGUGAGCGUAGAGAAAAUGGUUCAAGGGGUUUUUAUAGGACACCUUAAGAUCCUUUGACCUGAUUUGAGUGGGCAGAAAAGCUGCGUCUCAUACCAAGUCGGUGUUUUCUUUCUCACUUUCAGACCUUUUAAAAUAAAGGUUUGCAGACUCAAUCAGUAAAACAAGGCAAAAGAUUUUUUAUCUGUAGAGUUUCACAUAAUUCUGAGGUAAUUUUCUCAUUCAUUUAGAAAAACAGCAGAUUUCUGAACUAUUCUUUGUGAGAUUGUUUUGGAUACUAGGGGUAUUUUAUGCCUAUAUUGCUGAAUCUAAAGCAUUUUGAUGUUAAUUUUACUCAUGUUUUCCACUGUUACUAUCAGUAUUACCCCCAAAACUUGUUUUCAGCAACCUGACUUAUCUGAAUGGCCAGAACUAUGUAGGGAAAAGUCAAUGAAAGCCAAAGUAGCUGAGUGUUGUAUUAUUACCAGCAUCAGGUAUUCACCUUUGUCUUGGUGGCAUGUUUUAUCGAUGGCCUCCACUUUGAAACAGCAGCUUUAAUAAUAACGAACAGGAUGUGUCCAAUUUGUACCAAGAAUGACAAAGAGUUCUUUACCAUUUUACUUUUUUCCCUCCUUUUGUUGCUGGGCUGAUAUACAACCACUUAGUCUGGUCUUAGGACCGACCACCCUUUCAUAUCAUCUCAACCAUAAGAGACUUGAACUCUUGAACUUUUCGGCCAUAACUGAGUUAAAUGUGACAGACUUUCUCUCUCUGGAUUUGGUGUAAAUCUCUUGGUGUUGUUGGUCCUUGUAUUAAAUAAUCACUAUAAUUUUGUCAAGUAUUCAGUUUUUGAUUGCUUUAAUGUCAAAAAUCUGUUUAACUUUGACUGGUGGGGAUACACUAACUUUCUGUCAUCCUUAAAAAAAUCACAUGACCAUGGCUGCCAUGGAUGUCUCUUAAAUCCCCCCUUCAGUUCAUCCUCCAGUGCAGCCUCCUGUUUGCUAGACACUGUGGAAAUUCCACUAUGCUGAGGGGGGUAGUUGAACGUUUAAUCAAAUUUCAGGCCUCGUUCUUGUCUGCGAACUUCGGUACAGGACUUCAAAUUUUAGACAUCCUUAAUCAUUAUAGCACUUUGCUGUUAGUUUCAAAGGUGCAGUCUUCUUUAUUUGGGUCAGUUUGUUUGUUUUUUAAAUGCUGGACAUAAAUAUUUUAGUGUUAACUAACCUGGAUUCAUGCUUUUCUCCUCCAGUACAUCAAAGAGUUCUACAAUGAGACGCUGGUGGAAAUUUAUGACUGGGCUCCAGACGAGGAGAUCUUGACUCUCUUGUACUCUGUCACUGUGUCCAUCUUUGCUAUUGGUGGGAUGUGUGGGGCUCUGUUGGUGGGAAGACUUGUCACCAAAUAUGGAAGGUGAGAGUGAAUGUUAACUCUCAACACAGGAUUGCAAAAGUGCUUCUGAGCGUUACAAACAUGGCGUUGUUUGGGGAGAUGGAGUAAUGAAGGAUCACGAUGUGUCUCAACAGGAAAGGGACACUGGUUAGAUCCUCUGUGCUGGUCUUUAUUGGAGCCCUUAUGAUGGGCUUUAGCAGAGGGUGCAGGAUGCCCGCCAUGGUCAUUUUUGGACGCUUCAUCACAGGUGUACACUCAGGUAAGUCUGCCUGUUUGAAGAGUUACGGACUUGAAACUAAAAACAAAUUUCAAGCCAAUAAUUUGGUUUGUCUGUGGCUGGAUGCAGAGCUGCAAGAGCUGUUUCACGUGUUUAAGUUGUUGUUGCAGUUAUGUAAUCAUAGAAAGUCUUUAUUACAAAAGAGCUUAUUUCAUCUACAUUUUGUUUGGUAAUUGUUUUUCAAUUCCAAAAACAAUUAUUUUUCAUAUUAUGUGGAUUUUUACUCACUGUAAAAUAUUAAAAUAUUAAGCUUCUUAUACUUACAAUGUGUUCACUCUUAAGAAGCAUUACUUAAGUUUUUUGAUUGCAACAUGUACUUCAAAUGAAAACCGCUUCUGUGUCUGUACUUAUCUCUGCUCACAGUAAUCUUUCAUUUCUUUCCAUACAGGUAUUUCUCUCAGUGUGGUGCCCAUGUACCUCGGUGAGAUUGCCCCCAAAAACCUCAGAGGCUUUCUAGGCCUUGUUCCCAGUAUUCACAUUUGUCUUGGAGUCUUCACAGCUCAGGUCCUCGGACUCCAUGAGCUGCUGGGAAAGGUACCUACAACAUAAGCACUACACAGGUGUCCUGAAAUAUGGGAGCUUGGGUUAUAUCACUUGAUCAUUGGUAAAAUUUCCCAAUUUUUGGACUGAUGCUGCUCUCAUGAGUGUAUGAACAGAUUCCUCCCAAAUAUGUUGUCAAAUAGUCACAACCACUGUGAUGAUACUAAACCAAAGGCGUAGGUAUGAGCUCUGGUGCAUCAUCCAAACAUUAAUACUGUAUGGAUAAUAGUCACUUUUGGUUCUUCAGAUAAGCAUCAAACCAGAAUUAUCUGCUUAGCUCAAAAAGCUCCUCAGUGGCAAGGCUCUAAAACAAGAUCUGCCCUGGGAUGCUCAAGACUCUGGACAUUGUUGGGCUGUCUGGUAGUCUGGGACAGUGCCCAUGGAAUUGCAGACCAUGGUGGUGGCUCUUGUCUUUAAAAAGGGGAACCAGUGGCCGACUAUCUGGGUAAGCACUGCUUAGCCUGAGAAAACUUAAAUCCAGGGUGCCAGACAAGAGGCUUGUAGUAAUCGUUGAACUUUGGAUAUAGGAGGAACAACGCCAAUUCUAUCCUGGCCGUGGUACAAUGGAGUAGCUUUGCACCCUGGCUGAGUUUCUAGGGGGUGCAUGAAGGUUUGUGAAUGGAUUCGUGGUGCAUGUUGGCCUCCGCAAGGGUUGGCCCUCACCAAUCCUGUUUGUUACCUUUAUUGACAGGAUCUCAAGGCACAGAUGGGGGAGUAGGGUUUCCAGCUUGGAGGUCUUAGAAUAUCAGCUCUGCUUUUUGAAGAUGAUGUGGCUUUGUUGGCUCCUUUUUUCUUAGGUGGUCGUAGCUGAGAGCAAAGCAGCUGCGAUGAGGGUCAUUAGUGCCUUAAACACUGAGGCCAUGGUUCUUUGGUAAUUUGACGCUUUCUGGAUGUGUAGUAUCUUUACCCCAAGUGAAAGGAGUCAAGUAAUUCCCAGUCUUACUCCCAAGAAAGGGUAAACUGUAUCAUGAUAGGCAUGAUUGAUGGACAGACCUGUCAGUGCGACGCCAGCAGCAAUGUAGGCCAGAUCAUUGCAGCAAAGAGGGAGCAAAGGAUAACCAAUAGAUAGCUGAUAGUUCCAACCCUCACUGUGGACAUGAGCAGUGGGUGGUGUCUGGAAGGAUGAGACUGUGGAUACAUGCGGCCGAAAUUAAUUUUCUUUUGAAGAAUGGCUUCGCUCAGCCUCACAGAGAGAGCUGACACAGUGCUGGUCCAGGCCUGUCAAACCCAGACCCAGAACACACUGGAGUGAUUAUAUCCCAUCUGGCAUGGGGAACACUGUUUGGUGGUGACACAACACCCACCUCCUUGUCAAGAUAGCAGCCAAGACGACUAACUUUGUUGCAUUAAAUCAAAUAGAGAACUCUGAAGAAUUCAUUCACUGGUCAUCUGGAUUAAACUAAGACCCCUGUGGGUACAACUUGAUUCUGUUAUCUGUUUGUUGUGUCUCCUGAUAUUUCAUGUCUCAUGAUCUCUUGCCACGUGUCCGUGGAUGCUCUUUUAUGUAACAGUUGGGGUAUUAAAGUUGUGCACUUUUUACAUAGACAGUUUUUUUUCCCCAAACCACAUCCUCAUGACUGUAUGAAUUUGCUGAAACUGACGACUGAUUAGGUUCAAUUUUUCUUAAAUAAAUUCAGAAGGCUCUAAUAAGGUAAUGUUUUUACCUCUCCACACAGAGGGACCACUGGCCGAUGCUUCUGUCCCUGAUAGUGUUUCCUACUUUAGUGCAGUUGCUGCUGUUGCCAUGGUUUCCAGAGAGUCCACGGUACCUGUUGAUAGAGAAGGGAAAUGUUCAUGCCACCAUCGAAGGUAAAAAAAGGGCACUCUUUCUUUGUUGUUUCUUAUCCAUCUAAUGAAAUAGAAUAAUUCAGUGUGUAAGGGAUGUGUGGGUUGUUCUGACUGCCACUUGAGUGCAUUCGGUUCCCUGUAGGUACAAUAUUGAUAUCUUAAGUUUUGACUUGAACCUUGCUGUGUUCAAGUUACCUUGGAAGUCAGGUGUCGGAGCUGAAAAUGACGUCACAACUGAGUUCCCAGCAUUUCAGUUACCAAGUUGGAAAAAGCAAAAUCGUAGACCUGAAACAAGAUGGCUUCAUCUACGAAAGUUAUUUUAGCGCCUGCCUUAUAUUCGGACAAGGCAAACGCUAAGAUAACUUUUUUCCGACUUGGUAACUGAAACUCUGGUAACUCGGGUGUGAUGUCAUUUUCAGCUUGGAUUUCUGACUUCCAAGGUAACUCAAACGCAGCUUUAAACUAUGUUCCAAACUAUUUCUCUGGAAGGGUGAAAUCUUUCAUUUCUGUCUUUCAGCUCUGACAUGGUUCCGAACUAAAGGAAACAUCCAGGCGGAGGUUGAAGAGAUGCAGGAGGAGCAGCGCUCUCUGUCCUCUGUUGAAACAGUCUCUGUUCGAAGCCUUCUCACAGACCGUUGUGUUCGCUGGCAGGUCAUCACCAUUUCAGUGGUCAACAUCAGCAUGCAGCUGUCUGGCAUUGAUGCAGUAAGUGUGAUAUACAUUGUGUCCAUUCUGUCACCCACAUUGACCAUUUUUGUACUUAUCUGCACCUCUUCCUGUCCAUUCAUCACAUCGUACAUAGCUAUAAGUGACUAAGCAGGGAACAGCAGGACCAAAUUUCACCAUCCCCUCUGUUACUGUAAACCAUAGACUGUAUAUAGAAUGGAUGCCGUCUUCGUCCUCGCUGGGUGAAGCCACCCCAAGAAUAGCACCCUCUAUUGAUGGGUUGCAGUAUAGGUCAUAAAUCCCGCCUCCUCCAGCAAUACUUGUGGAGUUGGACAAACUUUAGAAAUUUAUAACACAGAACAUACAUUUUUCUCCCCCCUGCUUGCGAUGUUGACAUGUAGUUAUUGUAAGACUGAUAUGUGCUCAAGUCCUCUUUUUGCUGUACAGCUCCAUUUUAAAACGUUAUUAGGGGGUUCAUGGGCGUAUAAAGAUUGCGUAGCUCACCUGGGGGAUACACUGUUUGAGUCGAGUGUCAUCACAGCGACUCUUGGCGACUCUCCCACAAAAUGCGUACAACGUUUACUUCACAAGUGUUGGUUUCAGGAAGUGGAGAAAAAGGCAGAAAAUACCGAGAGCAAUUUGGCUUCAAAUCUGUAUACUGGCGGAAGGCGGAACCAAGUUGUCCAUACAGUCUAUGGUGUAAACCCACAGAACAGGAUCUACUACUUCAGACAAAAGUCAAACACAUUUGAAUGAAGACUCCAUCUGAUUAGGUCACAUCAUCUGACUCUUCGCCUUGAAUUGAACACACUUCAUUUGGAUAAUCAUCUCUGCAGACUGCACAUCGUCUCUGCAGUUUUAACAGUAAACUUUUGCAGAGUCCCUCAGCGGCAUCUUGCAUUCCUGUGCUAACUUUGCAUCCCUGUUCAGACACCAAAGACAUUUAUGUAGAAUUUUUAAAUGAUUCUCAUUUGCCUAUACUGCUAUUUUAUUAUUUUUAUUGUUAUUUGUAUUUAGAUUCAAUAUAAUUAAUCUAACUAUGCGUUGAAACUUUAUGUGCUGCGAGUCUUGGCCAGGAAAAGAGAUCUUGGAUCCCGAUGGGACAAACCUGGUUAAAUAAAGGUUAUAAUAAUAAUUAUAUUUUAGUCUUUUAAUAGUCAAAGGGCAGCAGCUCACUUUGGUUUCAUUUUAAUUUAUCUUCAAGCUGCUAAAGCACUGAGAUAAAUCCCUUGCACUUGCAAAGCUUCUUGGCAAUAAAGCAGACUCUGUUUCUGUUAAUCUGUGUAUUGUGGAAGACCUGCCAGCACUGGUUCUUAGAAGUGGUUGUUCCCAGUGGGGUAUUCUCCUCUCAGCAGGUUCAGAGACGAACCCUGAAAGGCCUCAAAUAUCUGUGAGUCCAACAAAGAGAGGUACAAAAAGACAAAUGUAUGUUUUUCAAUUAUAAAAGCUAUAUUUGAAAUGAGAAAGACAGACAGCUGAAAACAAGAUCUAAAUCAUACACAUACGGCAGGUCCAGGAGAUGGCUGUUAAAAAUACACAGGAAUAUAACAUCUCAUGGUGACAUUUAGUCAAAGUAGAUCAGAUAGAGAUCAAAGUAAUUCAUGCAAAUGUCUGUUUCAUGUCUGCUAAAGUUAGCGCCUCAGUUUGGCCAUCCCAGUUAGAAACAUCGAGACAUGCCCCUGCAUGACAGGCCAGAUGACUCAGGUACACUGCAGGUAUAGUCUGAGGGAUCCAGAGUAGUUGAUUCAGACGGGGUAACAAGGUUCCUUGAGGUGCUGUGUAAUACAAGAGAGGACCUUGCUGCUCACCCAAAUACACUGAAUGGACAUCAGUCAGCUUUUCCUAAAAGAGCUCGAGUUUGGCCCGCAGAGCUGAGGACAAAUAUGCCAGUGGUGCCCUGCGUACCCUACCCAGCUUAACUAGAACAAAAGGUGUGGAUAGAGAUAGAUCACUGGAAAAACAAGUUAAGUAUUCUUAGAACUCUCGGAAAUAAACAUUUAGCUGUGAUUCUUUCAGUCCGGAGAGUUGACAGUAUUUCCCUUGUUUCCUUUCUAUGUGGUUUGUAUCCUAUUAAAAUAUUACAGGAUUUAAGGUUGUUUACAGUUUAUGAGUACGUGGUGUAACUUAUGUAAGAUAAUUAAUGUUUUUCACACAAUAAACUGCUGCCUUUACUUAAUUAUUGACAAAUGUACUUGAGUAUUUUUAUCUGCUUCGACAAAGAGCAUUAAACUUCAGAGCUGAAAUGGUGAUGAAAUAGUAUAUGUAUGGUUACUAAAUCAACAAGACAGCAUUUUACUGCACCAAUUACCAUCUUGUCCACACCUCAUCAAUGAUGGAUGUUGCAUCAGCAAAGUGUGAUUAAUGAGAAUACACAAAUUAAUUUCAAGGGGAGCUCUUGUCAGAAGUCCACACUGAUGAAACGCUGUAUCUCAAAUGCAUGAGUGAUGGUUGGCGUUAUGAUGAUGAUCACGAUGAUGAAUCAAGUGGAAACACCAAAUAAGCAGAUCGUCUUUUUGGAUCCUGAUUCUGAGAGGGACAUUUUUUUUUUGUAUCGGAGCAUCUGUUUGUGUGUUUGUGUGUCUGCAUACUCAUCUUGUUUAUAAGACUUGAUUUUAUUUUCAGAUCUGGUUCUACACCAAUGAAAUAUUCAAGGACGCAGGAAUCCCAGAUCCUUCUAUUCAGUACACCACAGUGGGAACUGGUGCCAUCGAGGUCAUCUCAGGGAUGUUAGGGGUGAGUGAGCAUUUUUACACAAACAGAACACAGAGAUGAGAUAAUUAACGUACUUUUAAGCAAAUAUCACCAUCAUGAGGUUUAAACAGCCAUUUGGUUGGGAGAUACAUUGAAGAUUUGAGUUUACUUAGUCAUUUGUUUGUCUCAAAACUUUUAAAUAUGUGACAAUCAUUUAGAAAACUAAUUGAAUUUCUUAUUCAUAGUAAGAUACCAUAAAGGGUGAAAAUAAUUUCAUAAUGACUGAUGGCAGUUUACAGCUAUCAAACAAGCACAAAUACAACAUUUUACAAGCAGAGAAAAAAACUUUCCACUCCGUUUUGUAAGUGAUUCUAUUAUAAGAGGACUACAAAAUAACACAAAAUUACUGAACGUGUCUUUGUGAGUGUAAUUUGACUAAAAUCUUUAAUUCGCAGACUUUGACUGAUUAGUCACUGUAUUAAAAAAGGAUAAACAGAAUAUUACCUAAUAAUGCGCUUAGUAAAUUUAAUAAAUGUUCACUUGUUAAGUAAGAAGAAAAUUGUUUGUAUAAAUCUACAGCGCUCACCUCCACCCCUCUUUGGACUGAUCAUUACUUUUUGUUUGUAACAGUCGGCUUCUCUAUAGUGUGUAUUGUUGAGGAUUGUCGUAAUGCUGUUGCACAAGUGUGUGGUUAUAGACAUUAUUCCUGUUAUUUUUGCCUCUUUAAAGCAAGGAAAUGCUUUGAUUGCAAUGACGGCAAAAAUGCUCAGUCACUCCCUGAACCUGGUUUUAAACACACUAGUUCACAUCUUACUUUGCCGUCAUGAAGAAGUUAGUUUCCCAUCUUCUUUUCCUGUCUUGACAAAUCCAAUUAUCUGCCAUAGAAAAGAUCUAUUGAUACUGUGGUAUGUGGCGCUGGUCCACACGCUUGGUCUUGUAAAAUACAACUCAGAAACCAGAAGUUUUCAUAGACUUCCAUAACUUUUACUUCACAGUAGUUUUAUCUAUAAAAGACAUUUCGCACUAAGUAACACCAGGGGAAGUUAGAGAGCAAGAUUAGGUCUAAGAGUUGAUUGUCGUGUUAUUUGUGUUGGGCUUUAUUGUUGGCUUCUAUCAGUAAUCAUAUACUGUGACUUGUUUUCCUCUUUCAUCCUGAUAAGAUGUCUUGUUACAUGUUUAUAAAAAAUAUUUCCUCUGUGUUUCUUUUGGUAGUGUUUCACGAUUGAGCGUCUAGGCAGGAGGCCUCUGUUGAUUGGCGGCUUCCUCUUCAUGGGAUUCUGCUGUAUUGGGAUCACAGUGUCCAUCCUCUACCAGGUACAGAAUCACCUGGUGCUCUGCUUAUAUACCAUAUUUACAUAAUCACUUCUUUUUUAAAAAUCUUAUUUGGCAUGAAGACGGAAAGAUUUUAUCGUAUGAACACUGGAACAAGCUUUGCCUGUUGUAAUCUCUUCCUGUUUCGAUACAGAUGUAAGGAUUUAGGAUAAAAGCUGCUCUCUGCAUUCUGUAUAAAAUAUGUUCAAAGGUUAAUGAGGCUUUGGUAAUCAGAGUUACACAAACUAAGUGUAUAAAUCACAAAGUCCAUUCUCUUCCUGGUGUUGAAUUCUGUCUUUGUAUUUCAACAGACAUUUUUCCAUGCAGUAAUUAAUUUAAGAUUUUAAUUUGGUGCAAGUUAGGUCAGACAGAUGAAGCCUUAUUUUGACUCUAUGUUAUAUUGUAUUUGUGUACAGAUAAAGAUCUUUUGAUUUUGUACCCUAUAAAUGAUACUGAGCUAAAUUUGGAAGGGAUCUUGGAGUAAUUUCAGUAAGCGAUGAAAGUUUUAGUAUCGAAGCUCUUAUUGUCAAUUAUUGUGUCACAAUAUGAGAAUUACAGUCAUCUUUAUAGUCCAAUCAACAAUAAUUCAUAAUAAUGUCAAAUGUUUGAAUGCUUUGAGCUCAUGACUUCAGACUCAUGACUUGUGUUUGGCCAAUCACAGACAGAGCUGCCCUUCAUGCGGUACAUCAGUGUGGGCUGUGUCAUCGGGAUUAUUGCUGGCUUCUGCAUAGGUCCAGGUAAGACCUCGGUCUGCUCACUCUGCUCCUCAGAUGUCUCUUUUUUUUUAAAUCAUUUCUUACCCUUACACUCAGCUUUGGCUUUGCUCUGCCUGGUGUUUUAGAUUACACUGCUCUCUGCUGGAGGCUUGCACAAUAGCAGGUACCAAACAUUGACAGCAGCAGCCCUAUCUCCCCGUAAUCCUCCUGACUGUGAAGAGAUAUUGUAUUUCAUUAGUCUUGUAAAUUAGCAAAUCAUAACUGCCACACUACAUCCAUUCCCGCGGCCAUUUGUAGACUGGAUGAGUGAAGUGAAUUAAGAGGCAAUAGUUUACAACUUUAGGAGGCACAUCGAGUGGACCUGCGAGGAUGAUGAAUUAGAAUGAAUGUGGUUUACAUAGCGCCAUUUGUCAAGCCAACAGAAUCCAUACCAGUGCUCGCGUAUGAGGAUUUCUGCUGCUGCAAUUAGACUUUUAAUGGCUCAUUGUUCGUAAGCUAGCUGGCAUGAAUAUGGUUUCCUUCAGAUGAAACCUUGCAUGCACAAUGACCUCCCCCCUUCCCCCCCGUACAUACCGCAGAUGUUGACAAAUUAUGCCUUAGUUAUUGGUUUGACGAUAUUAAACCUUCCUCUAUGCAAUUAUCAUGCACAGAUAAUGAGGGCAUCAUUUGAAAAGCUCAUCACUUGAGCAUAUUAAUGCAUAUUUCUCCUUCAUAGCUCUCACUUCUAACAAUGAAGAGUUAUGAGUCUAAAGCUAAGGGAACGUCUCACAGAUCCUGCAUAUCAAAGCAAUGAAUUAUGGCUGGAAUCCUGAAUGGGGUGUUCUGUUUGCUUUAGAGUCUAACUUUAGCAGAAAUUAAAAACUUCUCCUUCUCAGUCAGUCUCAGAUGAGUGUAAAUGGACACCUGACGGAGAAGACGCAGAAAAAGAAAGGCUGUAUGAUAGCACAGUGAUAUCAAUAGUUAUUUUGAAUGACUGCCAAAGAGCAGUCCUGAGUAGGAUUAUUGAUUAAGUAAUAGAUGAAUGAAGAUGCAAAUGUUAAUUUCACAACACCCCAUAGAUUCUUACUGCUGUACCGCGUGUUUAAAUGUGAUUUGUUAUAUGACAGCUGGAAAGGAGACCUAGUUAGUUCAGAGCAAUAACGAACCAAAGUGAACUGAACCAGAGCUGAACAAAUGAGGAUCCUGUGCUUAAAUGUUUCCAUUUCUGAAAUAAUAAAUCCCUCUUUUUGUCUUUUUUUGUGUAGCUGGAGUGCCUUUCCUGAUCACUGCAGAGCUCUUUAAGCAGUCACACAGACCAGCUGCCUACACUGUGGCCGGCUGCCUCAACUGGUUGUCAAAUUUCACCAUCGGCUUCGUCUUUCCUUUCCUUGAGGUCUGUGAAAAGCUGAAUUCCACCACAAUGUGGCUGUUUGGCAUACAAUAUUCAUUCAGAGACAGACACAGUAAAAAGGACAAAGUUGAGUCAUCAUACCCUUUGUGGUUAUCUUAAAAGGAAACAUGUAAUGUGAACACCAUCAGCCGGGAGUCUUAAAGCAAAGCUAAAUGUCCUUGUCCUCCACAAACCUCUGAAAAGAACUCAGCGUAUAAGCUGAUAACACUUCUUACACGACUGCAAAUGACAGAUAAUGAUAAUAAAGGAAACAUGUAAUGUGAAUACAUCAGCCAGGAGCCCACUGGAUGCUUAUAGUGUCUCUGCUGAACUUCAUAAAGGGGGCCACAGUCUCAUUUUGAUGCUUUGAAUUACAGCUAAUAAAGUGCUGCCCCUAGACAGUCAAAAACUAAAAAAAAUCUGAGUAAAAACGUGUUAUAUGUAAUUUUUCUGCCUGAAAACAUCCCCAAAAGAGCAAACAUAAAAAACAUUAUAGUCAUUAGUCUUCUCAAUUUGUUCCCAAUGCUUCAAAAAGUUGCACAAGAUGUAAUUAUUUUGUUCCCAUUCUUUUAAAGGGAACCAGAUUGGACAAUUGAUGAAGAAGAAAACUGAUUGCAGGUUCACCUGGCAAUAAUAUGUUUGACUUAUUUAUAUGUGAGAGAAAAAGUAGGUUACAUCUCUAGUGAGCUUCAUCGUCAGCUUAUCUCGGCACAGAUUUUGUGUCUUUCUGCUGCAAAGGUAAUCAUUUUGAGGUUAAAGGUCGCGGUUUCUUUCACUGGGCGAUGAACGAAAUUAUUUUCUUUUAAACCACAUCAGUAUAAUAAUAUUAAUAAUUAUAACUUUAUUUUUAUAGCACUUUUAAAAACAGAAAUUUACAAAGUGCUUUGACAUAUAGUCAUAAAGCGCAUGGAAAAGACAAAUAGAAACAAAAAUCUCAGUUAAAAUGGAACUGAAGGUCAUUUUCAUGUCAUAAGGAACCCAGACAAUACGAGAACCAUGCAACAUAAAAUAGGACCAUGAGGACCAAAAUAAAAAUAUAAAAUAGUUAAGAAAAAAGAAAAUGCAAUUAAUAGGGAGUCGAAAGUGGAAACAGGACAGUAAAUAUAAAAGCAAGAGAGCAAGAGAUAAAACAAUAAAAGGGCUAAAAGGUUAAAAUAAAGAAAAGAGUACAAGUAUAACGAAAGCUAAAAAAGACAGCACAGCUAAAAACUAAAGCUAGUAAAGCUGAAAAGACAGUAAAGCUAGAAAUCUAAAAAGACAGUAAAGCCGAUCAUUUCAUGUGGAGUAAUUCACUGUGUCUUCCUCCUCCCACAGGUUGCUACAGGUCCUUUCUGUUACCUGAUCUUCUGUGCGAUCUGUUGGGGAGUGGCCGUUUACACCAUCUUCAUUAUCCCCGAGACCAAGAACAAAACCUUUAUGGAGAUCAGCCAGAUGUUUGCCACCAAGAACGACAUCUUGAAGGAGGAGUUGUCCACCAGCAGUAUUCUUAAGAUGGCUAUGAUAAACGGCUAUGGAGCCCUUGUAGAAAAGAAAGAGGAAGUCAGGAGAUAAAUGAUGGCCUCCUGUCUCGGUGUGCCUUAUUGGUUCUUAGUGACUGCCGCUGCUUUAGCAGAGAUCAGGUAGAACUUUCGUCGCCACAGGGGCAUCUGCUGCUCCAUAUCAAAACUACAGAUACCAGUGCAUCUCCUCCAACAGUAAUCACUCUCUCAGUGCACAAACUUAUUUCAGCUCUUAAUUCACAGUGGAAGUGUUGCUCCUGUACGACAUCUGAGGCAGAGAUCAUGUGUGAGACCCGUGGUCAUGCGUUUCAAAUCGAGCAUCAGUGACAUUUUAAUCAGUUUCUCUGCAUCUUAGAACAACUUUACGGGAGCUGAGUCUGUUUAUGAGAGUCCCCAGAUCUUUGGAUCACUUUGUGUGAACACGUCCUUUAAUCUCUUCAUUAUACAAUGUCAAUCUUGAACCCCUCAGUGUUUUAUACAGUGACUAUGUUAAUGUAGUGACGAUGAUAACACCUCUCGAGCUGUGUUCAUCAGUCUAGCCUGAUUUGUCACCGAUUAUGCCAUAUGUACUACUUCUUUUUGUUUACAGUGUUAAGCUCAGUCAGACUAAAUGGCGUAGCAAAGAGCUGGAGCCCGUGUUUGUUUUUCUGUCCUUCAGAUUGUUCCUUUGUGACUCUUAUUCUGUAAGAGAGCUGGAUAUCAACGGCUACUGUAGUAGUCAUUUCAUAUGUCGUGUCCAAGUAUAUGCGCGUGUACGUAAAGCUUGUUAAAAGAGUUUUUAUUUAUCAUUAUAUCUCAUUUUAGUAAGUCUACAACUUUGUUCACUGAGUUUUUAACUGCUGUAUGUUUUAAAAGACCUCUUUGUAUAAUAUAUCAUAGAGUCAAUGAGAUCAGAAAUGUGAAGUGAAGACUUUUCUCAAAUAGACAAAUGUUUGAACAUGAAAA